Tinamus guttatus (white-throated tinamou) is the source of this 984-nucleotide messenger RNA. Lineage: Eukaryota; Metazoa; Chordata; Aves; Tinamiformes; Tinamidae. The record is from RefSeq and is a predicted model, not a curated record.
AUGCGUCCGCUAAGGCGGGAGCGUGCUGGUUGGGUGGCGGGCUGCUGCAGGCCAAUAGCAGCGAAGGUUCUUGGGGAGGCGUGGUCGUGCUGUCGGCCAAUGGGGCUGGCGGUUGUUGCGAGGUGCUGGCAGCGGUGCUCUCCCUCUCGCAGGUGGCGCGCUGCGAAGAUGGCGGCCGCGGCGCAGGCCGGGGCGGGGGCGGCGGGGCGGGCCUCUCCACCGACGGGGAUGGAUUUUCCAUCUCUUUCCUCCGCCCCCUUCUCUCUUUCCCCUCCGCCAGCUGCGGCCAUACCUGUUCUUCAAACAAACAAUGGUCCUGGCCUAAUAGGAUUAGCUACUAUAGCUGCCCAUUUAGUUAAACAAGCUAAGAAAGAACAACUGCUUGGAAGCAAUGCAGAAGAGAAAGCUGUUGUUCAGCAGUGGUUGGAAUACAGAGUGACUCGAGUAGAUGGAUGCUCUGGUAAAGAAGAUACUAGAGUAAUUCUCAAGGAUCUUAACAUGUACCUUGAAGAUAAAGUCUACCUUGCAGGAAACAAUUUUACAUUAGCAGAUAUUUUGAUGUACUAUGGAUUACAUUCCAUCAUGGCUGACCUUACAGUGCAGGAAAAGGAGAAAUACCUGAAUGUGUCUCGCUGGUUCAACCACAUUCAACAUUGUCCAGGUGUCCGACAACAUCUCUCUAAUGUCAUCUUUGUCAAGAAUAGGUUAUAUACCAAUGCUCAUUAAGGAAAAACUGUAAUGUUAUACUGAAAUGGUGAUUGGUAAUUUCGAUGUUAUACUGUCCAAAGCCACUAACUUGCAAAUGCUGGUUUGUAACCUUCUGUAUGUGAACCAAAACUGUUGAUGCCUCAAAUAAUAAUAUUGCAUUGAAUAGCUGUUGUUUGUCAAGAAUUUGAACCAGUAGAAUUAUAUUGUGUAUCUGAUUAAAUUCAACAAUGAUGGAAAGAUGAAAACUGAGCACCAGUUUUUAAUUCACUAUUUUUU